AAAAAAGAAAGAAAAAGAUUUAGCCGUCCGAUUCCAAUUCCGACUUGGGUGUACGUUGGAGGAGAUUUGGGUGAAGUUAUAAAAUCCAGAAAGUAUCGGUAGGAGGAAAAAUUGGGGGCAGUAUGUCGAAUUCUCGAGGUGGUGGUGUACGUAGGGCUAUUCAAGGCCCAGAGUUUGACCCUUCGUCUGAUGAGUCACAGUAUCCUGUGCCAGCGCAUGUACCAACAGAGGCACCUAGUCAGAAUUUCUUUCGGCAGUUUAUGGCCGCGAUGAUGCCUCAACAGAGGAGUUUCAUUGAUGCUGUGAUGCGGCAUAACCCACCAACAUAUUCUGGUUCAGUGGAGCCAGGAGUCCUUGAGUUUUGGGUUGAAAAGAUGGAAAAGAUAUUUCGUGUUGUUCAGGUUCCGCCAGAUCAACGAGUUAAUAUUGGAGCCUAUUUCUUGGAAGGCCGAGCAAAUCGGUGGUGGUUAGGUGAAGAAGCUGCAGGUGUAGACCAAGUGGAUAUGACUUGGGAUGAAUUUAAAGCAAAGUUAAAGGCUAGGUUUAUACCGUCGCAUAUUCGAAAAGCGAAGAAGCAAGAAUUGCUGGACUUAAAGCAGGGCUCGAUGUCAGUUGAGGAUUAUUUUGUGAAGUUUAAUGAGUUGGAGAUGUAUGUUCCUGACUACUUUUCCUGUGAGCGAGACAGAAUUGACCAUUUUGUAGACGGGUUGCAACACAGAAUUCAAGAGGCUUUAGCGGUGUUGGAUAUCAGUUCAUUGUAUGAGGCUUACGAGCGUGCUGUCCGAUUUUAUCAGAAGCAGGAAGUCAGACAAAAGGAGAGUGAGAAGGAAAUAGGGUAA
This is a messenger RNA of Andrographis paniculata, 839 nucleotides long. RefSeq lists its product as uncharacterized. NCBI's taxonomy places the organism in Eukaryota, Viridiplantae, Streptophyta, Magnoliopsida, Lamiales, Acanthaceae. The record is from RefSeq and is a predicted model, not a curated record. Bases 123 to 839 code for a protein of 238 amino acids. The transcript is spliced from 4 exons.